AUGUUGUUCAAUCAUGAGAUGAUUUUUGAAUCCAGAAUAUGGAAAAGGAGGAACUUGGGAGAGAUUGAAGGCACAGGUAAAAUGUCCAUAUUGGAGGUUAUGAACAACCUUUCAUGCAACCAAACACCCAGGAUGUCUGGUAUUGUUGUGGAAGUAAAUUUGGUGUUGGGAUUGGAGGUGGGGUUGUAUUUGGAUUCCGUUUUUGCUGAAGGAGCUGGGGUAGGUGGGGCAAAUGUGCUUGGGUUUUGGGCGUUGUCUCAGAAUGCAGCAAGAUCACAGAAAAAAGGUGAAUUUGUUGUUUCAUUCCUGGGGUUGAUCUUCCAUCCCAAUCGACCCAUCCUUUUGCUUUUCUUUGUUGCUACGUAUUCUGAGAUGUGUUUUGCACGCUUUAGUGCUGCUAUAUUUUCUCCUUUUGGCUGGCUUAAGCUGGGGACGUGGAGUGAAGCGGAUCGUGCUGACAUUGGUUCAAUGGAGAUGGAAUUUUUCUCUGAUUAUGGCGAUGCCAACAGGUACAAAAUUCAAGAGGUCAUUGGGAAAGGAAGUUAUGGUGUUGUUUGUUCAGCUAUUGACACUCAUACUGGCGAGAAAGUAGCAAUUAAAAAGAUUCAUGAUAUCUUCGAGCAUGUAUCAGAUGCUGCACGUAUUCUCCGUGAGAUAAAGUUACUAAGACUUCUUCGACAUCCUGAUAUUGUUGAAAUUAAGCAUGUUAUGUUGCCUCCUUCGAGGAGGGAUUUUAAAGAUAUUUAUGUUGUUUUUGAGCUAAUGGAGUCUGAUCUGCAUCAAGUCAUUAAAGCCAAUGAUGACUUAACAAAGGAGCACUAUCAAUUUUUUCUUUACCAGUUACUUCGAGCAUUGAAGUAUAUUCACACUGCAAAUGUCUAUCAUCGAGACUUGAAGCCAAAGAACAUAUUAGCCAAUGCAAACUGUAAACUUAAAAUAUGUGAUUUUGGGUUAGCUAGAGUUGCUUUUAGUGACACACCAACAACUGUAUUUUGGACGGAUUAUGUUGCUACAAGGUGGUAUAGAGCACCAGAGCUCUGUGGAUCCUUUUACUCAAGGUAUACUCCAGCAAUUGAUAUUUGGAGUAUAGGUUGCAUCUUUGCUGAAGUAUUAAUAGGAAAACCCCUUUUUCCUGGAAAAAAUGUUGUCCAUCAGUUGGAUCUGAUGACAGAUCUGCUUGGUACUCCCUCACUGGAUACUAUAUCCCGGGUACGCAAUGAUAAGGCACGGAGAUACCUGACUAGUAUGAGGAAAAAGCAGCCUAUACCAUUUGCACAAAAAUUUCCUAAUGCAGAUCCAUUAGCACUACGCCUACUAGAAAAGUUGCUAGCCUUUGAUCCAAAAGACCGGCCUACUGCCGAAGAGGCAUUAGCUGAUCCUUAUUUCAAGGGACUUGCGAAAGUUGAGAGGGAACCAUCAUGCCAGCCUAUUACAAAAAUGGAGUUUGAAUUUGAAAGAAGAAGAGUCACAAAGGAAGAAAUUGGAGAGUUGAUUUUUCGUGAGAUUCUAGAGUAUCAUCCUCAACUAUUGAAAGACUACAUGAAUGGAACAGAGAGAACUAAUUUUCUUUACCCAAGUGCUGUUGAUCAAUUCAAAAAGCAGUUUGCUCAGGUUGAGGAAACUGGUGGCAAAAGUCCUGUUAUGCCACCUGAAAGAAAGCAUGUAUCACUUCCCAGGUCAACAAUUAUACAUUCAAAUAUAGUACCCUCAAAAGAGCAAUCAAUUAUUGCAUCCAGCAAAAUCAGGCAAACGACUGAGGAAUACAACAAUAAUUCCAGGGAUACAGAAAAUCUUGCGCCAAGGUCCAUUCAGGGUCUGCAAAAAUUUUCACUUGCAAAACCUGGAAAAGUUGUUGGGCCAGUUAUUCCAUACGAGUAUGCUAGUGUUGUUAAGGGUUCAUAUGAGCCUAGGUCAUUUAUGAGAGAUUCGGUUCUUCCUUCUCAACCUACUCCUCCCACGAAUCAUUAUCAAAGGUUAACUUCUGGGAAACAAGAAAGGUCAGCAGCAGAAGCUGACAAGAGUGUGUCUUUACAAUCAAAACUUGCACAGCAAUGUUGUGUGAAUGCCAAAAUAGCACCAGACAUAGCUAUAAAUAUUGAUUCGAAUCCUUUUUUCAUGACACGAGCAGGAGUAAACAAGAUAGAGCAGGAUGACCUAAUAGCCAUUGACUCAAAGUUGCUGCAAUCCAAGGCUCAUCAAUAUGGUGGUGGGAUUAGUACAACUGCUCAUAGAAAGGUUGGACCGGUUCAAGGGAUCCGAGUGGGUCUGAGCACAUGGAGUCCCAUAUGCCCAACACAACCAAAUCUCUCAUACAAUCCCAAUGACCCAAUCCGCCGAUUGAAGGGAGGGUUUUGUGGGGCUCAAGGUGGGGUCACUGGGAAACAAACACGUGGCACUCAUGCGAAGAGUGGUGAUGCAGAUCAUAUGGCAUAUGAGAGAGAAGAGAAGAGAAGAGAAGAGAGUGGAGAGGCACAUGGGUGGGUGUUAGGUUCAAGGAAUUCAUGUGAGCACAUGUGCUUCCUCUCCUUUGUUUUGUGCCUGUGGGACCAUCUUUUAUGCUCUCACAUCUCCACUCCUCAACGGGGUUGCAUAUCAGUCACACUUGUAAACUUUAUACUUUCACCUUUACCUCAUUUCAAUCUUACGAGCUAA
This is a messenger RNA of Sphenostylis stenocarpa, 2652 nucleotides long. NCBI's taxonomy places the organism in Eukaryota, Viridiplantae, Streptophyta, Magnoliopsida, Fabales, Fabaceae. The record is from the annotation of a GenBank genome assembly.